Molecule: messenger RNA, 1161 nt
Organism: Dichotomopilus funicola
Lineage: Eukaryota; Fungi; Ascomycota; Sordariomycetes; Sordariales; Chaetomiaceae
Product: glycoside hydrolase
Exons: 2
Coding region: 1-1161 (386 amino acids)
Biological process (GO): cellulose catabolic process
Molecular function (GO): hydrolase activity, hydrolyzing O-glycosyl compounds
Source: RefSeq, a predicted model, not a curated record
AUGCGUGCGUCGUGUGUGCUCGCGGCCCUGGCAACGGGCGUUGCUGUGUCGGCUGCCCCGAGCCCUCCGAAGCCGAGCCCGCCUGCUCCCCCACCGCCGCCUCCUGUGCCUAGGAACCCCUUCGCGGGCAAGACCCAGUUUGUCAACCCCACGUGGGCGACUAAGCUGGAACAGACCCGGAAGUCGUUCUUGUCGCAAGGCGACUUCAUCAACGCCGCCAAGACUUCCAAGGUCCAGCAGACGAGCUCCUUUGUGUGGGUGUCCGACCGCGCCAGUCUCACCAACAUCGACGACGCCGUUGCGGCCGCUCGCAAGGCGCAACGGAAGACGGGCAAGAAGCAGAUCAUCGGCCUGGUCCUCUACGAUCUCCCCGACCGUGACUGCAGCGCUGGCGAGAGCGCCGGUGAGUUCAGCAGCGCCAACAAUGGCCUCGAGCUCUACAAGACCGAGUACGUCACGCCCUUCGCCAAGAAGGUCGCUGCCGCCAAGGAUGUCGACUUCGCCAUCGUCCUCGAGCCGGACUCGCUCGCCAACCUGGUGACCAACUUGGGCGUCGAGUUCUGCGCCAACGCCGCCCCUGUGUACCGCGAGGGCAUUGCCUACGCCAUUGCCAACCUGCAGUACCCCAAUGUGAACCUCUACCUCGACGCCGCGCACGGCGGGUGGCUGGGUUGGGACGACAACCUGCCUCUGGCCGCCAAGGAGUUCGCCACCGUGUUCAACCUGGCCGGCGAGGGCAAGAAGAUUCGCGGCUUCGUGACCAACGUGUCCAACUACAACCCCUUCCAGGCCACCAUCCGUGACAACUUCACCGAGUGGAGCCACUCGUGGGACGAAUCUCACUACGUUACCUCGCUUGCACCGCAUCUUGAGGCCGAGGGCCUGCCCUCCCGCUUCAUUAUCGACCAGGGUCGCGUUGCCCUCCCCGGCACUCGUGCAGAGUGGGGCGAGUGGUGCAACGUCGAGCCCGCCGGCUUCGGCCACGCGCCCACAACAUUCACCAACAACACGCUUGUGGAUGCUCUGGUGUGGGUUAAGCCUGGUGGUGAGAGUGACGGCAAGUGUGGCCUGGAGGGCGCUCCGGCUGCAGGGCAGUGGUUUGAUGAGUAUGCUCAGAUGCUCGUCAAGAACGCCGACCCUUCUGUCUUUAAGCGAGUUUAG